Molecule: messenger RNA, 1650 nt
Organism: Cladocopium goreaui
Lineage: Eukaryota; Dinophyceae; Suessiales; Symbiodiniaceae
Source: the annotation of a GenBank genome assembly
AUGGUUGCCUUGCGCAAUGCUCGUGUUCGGCGCUAUGUCCUUCUUUGCCAUUUCUUCUGCUUUUGGCAUUUCGCAGCACGAACCUUACAGUUCUCUGCCCUGCCGCCGAAUUCAAAGCUGUUGAAGGACGUGGAGCACAAUGAGGUGCCAAGCUGGAUUCGGGAGCAAAUAUGCGACUUGGAGUAUGAUGAAGACAUCGCCAACAAGGUGGUAAAUGCACUGUCCGUUUUUCCAAGAAAGGUGCUGACGGAAAUGUCGUAUGAAAACAUAGCACUCGUUUUGACAGAAGCCCAGAUCGACGAGAGCGUUGUGCGACCAGUAGCAAUGGGUCUGUCCAACCGCAUUCAGAAGGGCAUUUCCCAACCACAACCCGUUCAGAGCGAUGUUCCCGAGAAUGUCAAGGCCUUCGCACGAGCUUUGGAUGAUGCAGAGCUGGAAGGGCAAAUUCUCAGAACGGAAACGGGCAGUUUCAAGUUGCAAAACGUUUCUGAAAUUUGGGACGAGAAGCAGUUCUACGUGCGGGGGUGCUACACAGAAAUUGCCGACAUCAUGUUGAAGAAAAAACCCCCCGUGAUGUCGCUUGAGCUUAAAGACUUCCCAGUUUUUCUGCACCAGAGGGACAUCAUCCAUCUGUUUCAGAAGGGCAAAGAGCCCAAAGAGGUGGAUGUCAAGACUUUGAGGUCAGCGCCUGCACAAGCUUUGUAUAUCAUGGAUGCCGACAUUGAUGUGGAACAUGGGGUCUUUUGCCAGUCUUUGUGGAUUACCUCUGCGCGGAGGCCCGAGACAGCGGCUUCCAACACGGAACAUUUCAAGCAAGCCGAGCGCUUUUCUGGGCAGUUCUUUAUGCCACCAUGGACGUUGACGGAGAUGCUGAGUGCAGAGGUCAUGGCCUUACACAAGCUGAAUGAGGAGGUUGUCAAGGAACGCUUCGGCAUCUUUGGUGGCACUGCGAGGCUUGUUUUGGAGAGGGACGAGACAAGGGCAGGCGUCGACCGAAGAAGGCUCGUAGAGGCCGUGCAGUCAGCAGAUGCGAUGCAAUGCCUUAAAGUAUCGUCUGACAUGAAAGCCAUAAGCAAGAGGACGCACUUGCUGGUGAAGAUGAUGCCAUGGCCAAACUUCAGCUGGUUUGAUGUGCAGUUGUCGUCUCCCUAUGUUCGGCAAGAGCUGGUGAAGCGAAACAGAGCAAAACGAGCCCAAGCUCUUUGGGAUCGUAUUGAUGAUGGGAUGAUUACGGGCAUCGGUUUUGCAUUGUUUGAGGAAGAGUUCCACCAGUUCAUGCAGGACAAGUCCAUCGGCAAGUUCAAGCUCCGAGCCAGAUGCUUGACAGCUGACGGGAAGGGGUCUGACACAACACAGGAACUCCAAGGUGGUCUUGAAGGAGUGCUGAUUUCGGGCAAUCCCGCAGCAGACAUCAAGGAUGGCGAAUACUACCAGCCGCACAGCAAAAACUUUCCUGCCUUUGACUCAUGGACCUCACAGGGCGUUUUUCAGCUGACGAUUGCCGAUACACAUGACAUCACCUUCAAUGACGGUGGCAAGGCAAUGUUUCAGUUUGAUAAGUGGAAGACUGUGCAGACAGUGAAACAGCCAGAGAUGGCUGAGAAGAUUGAGCAAUGGGUUGUGUGCUUUGAACAGAACCUUCCGAAGUGA